Molecule: messenger RNA, 4134 nt
Organism: Daphnia carinata
Lineage: Eukaryota; Metazoa; Arthropoda; Branchiopoda; Diplostraca; Daphniidae
Gene: Plc21C
Product: 1-phosphatidylinositol 4,5-bisphosphate phosphodiesterase classes I and II-like
Exons: 23
Coding region: 290-3952 (1220 amino acids)
Biological process (GO): phosphatidylinositol-mediated signaling; lipid metabolic process
Molecular function (GO): phosphatidylinositol-4,5-bisphosphate phospholipase C activity; calcium ion binding
Source: RefSeq, a predicted model, not a curated record
GAUUCUCCGUCCAGUUAGACGGGCAGAGUAGUUGUGACAUGUUGAGCUCCGUUAUUUCGCUGGGCAUGGCCAGCAAAUAGUGUCUAGUUCCAUUUAAUAGAUUACACGAUUGCCCAAUUUUGUUAUUUUUGUGUGCAGUGCACAUAGUCACAAAUAGUUUGAUGUGAUCUCAGCCUAGAUUUUCAGAUUGGUGCGAUAGCGUACAACAACAUGAUUUUCUAAAAGCAGUACACAUUUUGGCGGCUCCAGUGAACUUGGUCUGUUAAGUGCAAUCCAAGAUCUAGGGACAAUGGCUGAUUCCAAGCCAGGUGUUCAUGUGCUUCAGCUGAAACAUGUUUCUGUUCCUCCUUCCAUGAUUGCUGGUGAAAAGUUUAUCAAGUGGGAUGAGGAUUCGUCAUUAGUCACAGCCGUAACAUUGAGAGUAGAUCCAAAUGGAUACUUUCUUUACUGGACUGAUCAGAAUGAGGAGACUCAAAUCUUGGACAUGUGCACAAUCCGGGACACAAGAACUGGGCAUUAUGCCAAGGUCCCCAAAGAUUCCAAAAUGCGUGAUCAGGUCACUAUGGGAGCAAGUCAGGACUCCCUGGAAGAUAAAACACUAACAGUAGCAUAUGGGCCUGAUUUUGUCAAUGUUUCUUUCUACAACUUCUGCACCUCAAAGAAAGAGACUGCCAAGCAAUGGACUGAUGAUAUAUUGAAAAUGGCCAACAAUCUACUGGCUCUGAAUGGCUCCGUGCACUAUUUCCUGCGAAAAGCCCACGUCCGGCUUACCCUUCAGGCCGAUAAAGGAGGAAGAAUUGCCGUCAAAAACAUCGUUCGAACUUUUGCCCAACACAGAGACGAUCGACGGCGAGUUGAAAAGGCGUUUAUUGAAUCUACGGGGCUGGCUAGUGGAAAAGAUGAUGCAAUUUCCCUGUCGCAAUUUGGUUUCGACGAUUUUUACGGAUUCUAUAAGAAGUUGACAGGAAGACAGGAAGUUGAGCGAAUAUUCGAAGAAUUGUUCGGUACAAAGUCGCACAUCACCGUAGAAAAAUUCGUAGAGUUUCUUAACAGCUACCAGCGUGAUCCCCGACUCAACGAGAUCCUCUAUCCGUAUGCCAAUCCUGAUCGGGCCAGAGACCUUUUUCACCAGUAUGAACCUGAUUCCCCAAACACACCCAAAGGAAUGUUAAGUGCUGAAGGAUUUUUGCGCUUCCUUUUGAGCGAGGAUAACUCGAUCGUGUCGGCCGACAAGUUUGAUCUCAGUCACGACAUGGAACAGCCCCUUUGCCACUAUUUCGUCAACUCGUCUCACAACACGUACUUGACUGGACACCAGUUCACCGGAAAAUCGUCGGUAGAAAUUUACCGACAAACAUUACUGGGCGGAUGUCGCUGCGUGGAACUAGAUUUCUGGAAUGGCAAGAACGAAGAUCCCAUCAUCUACCACGGAUACACCCUUGUUCCCGAAGUGCCGGCUAAAGACGUCAUCGAAGCUAUUGCCGAGAGUGCUUUCAAGACAUCGGAAUACCCGGUGAUUCUUUCCUUUGAGAAUCAUUGCAACCCCAAACAGCAGGCGAAAAUAGCACAAUACUGCCGCGAAUACUUCGGGGAAAUGAUGCUGGAUCAAGCUUUGGAGAGCCAUCCUUUGGAGCCCGGAGUGCCUCUUCCGUCGCCCGCCCAGUUGAAACGCAAGAUAAUCAUCAAGAAUAAAAAGAAGCAUCAACAUCAUCGAGCUCCCAAAGACGUAGACAAAGGAGCGACAGCGGGCGCGUCGGCUGCGGCCGCACCGAUUGGAUCUGUCAGUGGCAGCACUUUGCCGCCGCAAGGCAACGGCGAAAUCCCCCGACCUCGGCUGGAGAAAGAAGAAAGCAAAGAAAGCAUCACCGAGGAGGAGGAUGCAAUCAUUCAUGCGGCCGAAGAAAUUGAAUUGGGCAGCGAGAGUGACGACGAAGAUGAAUCAUCGACGCUGUCCAAUCUCAGCCCGGAGGAAAUCAGGCUUAGAGAGAAAGCACAGAAGGAUAAGGGUACAGCUGGCAAGGAAACGGAGGCCGGAGCCGAGAUAUCUGCCCUGGUCAACUAUGUUCAACCAAUCCACUUCCAUUCGUUCGAGCAUGCUGAACGCCGUAACCGUAGCUACGAAAUGUCGUCGUUUGUCGAAACUCAGUCGACCGCCCUCCUCAAAGAGCAUCCGAUCGAGUUCGUCAACUACAACAAGCGACAGAUGAGCCGUGUUUAUCCGCGGGGGACCCGCGUCGAUUCGUCUAACUUCAUGCCACACGUUUUCUGGAACGCCGGUUGCCAGCUAGUAGCACUAAACUUCCAAACGCUAGACUUGGCCAUGCAGCUAAAUCUCGGUAUUUUCGAAAUGAAUGGACGGACGGGAUAUUUGUUGAAGCCGCAAUUUAUGCGCAGAAUGGAUCGUAAGUUUGAUCCUUUUGCCGAGUCUACUGUCGACGGUAUUAUUGCUGGAAAAGUCUCGGUGCAAGUAAUAUCUGGCCAGUUUUUGUCCGACAAAAGAGUUUCGACGUAUGUUGAGGUGGACAUGUUUGGACUGCCGGCUGACACUGUCCGGAAGCGUUUCCGUACCAAAACCGUACUGAACAACGGCAUCAAUCCCAUUUACGACCAAGAGCCUUUCGUUUUCAACAAAGUGGUUUUGCCGGAUUUAGCUUGCCUGAGAAUUGCAGUUUAUGAAGAUUCUGGACGACUCCUAGGCCAUCGAGUGCUUCCAGUGACAGGGCUGUGUCCUGGCUACCGACAUUUGGGUUUGCGAAAUGAUGGGGGACAACCGUUGAACUUGGCCACUCUCUUUGUCAAUAUUAUGGUCAAAGACUAUAUUCCAGAUGGUUUGUCAGACUUUGCCAAUGCAUUAGCAAAUCCGAUCAAGUAUCAGUCUGAAUUGGAAAAGCGUUCCAAGCAACUCAGUAUUUUAACCGGGGAAAUGGAAGAUACCCUUGAAUACGAGGUUGAUAGUAAACUAACGAGUGAAAAAGAUGCAGAGGACAAAGACGUGGAUACCAAAGUUCGCGCUCACCAACAACCUUCAUUAGAAGGCGAUAUGCUAGUAUCCACUGUUGCAGACAAUAUUCCUACAAAGCGCCAAGAUUCAACAAAAUUGAAAGCAAACAGUAUUCUUCGACCCGAAUUCCGAGACAUCUCAGGUUUGGGUCCGUCCAGUCCGGGUUUGUCAGACAUGGAAUCUGAGCCCGUGGUUGUAGCCGAAACGUUCGAGAAGUUGGUUGAGAACAAACAUGUUAAAAAACAACGUGACAAGUUGAAUAAGAAAUUAGACGACCUACAAAAGGAAUUUGAAAAGGAAAAGACAAAACUUGAAGAGGAAUUGGGCAUAGUUACCAAAUCCAAAGUCACAAAAACCUCUAGCCGGCUUAUUAAGCGUAUUUCUAGUAAGAAUUUGAAUAAAGAACCCACGAGUGUGAGGUCGUCUUCUGAAUCAGCAGAAUGUCUGCUCGCUCAAAGGCUUCCGCCUAUUUUGCAGAAAUUCAACGAAGAAAAGGCCAAUAUGAGAAAGCACUAUCAUGAAAUCAUUUAUACUACACUAGAAAAGUGCAUUGCCGCGUCGAAAGAAAAGCAGUUGAAGUUACUGAAGGAGCAACACGAUUCCCAAGUUGGUGGAGCUACAAAAUCUAUUCACGCCCAAGUUAGCCGUGAAUUCAAAAGUUUAAAUAAACGUCACAAGGAUAAAGACGAGCUUGAUAGAAUGAAGCGUGAAAAACGCGAAGAAAUUGUUCGUAAAGGCGUUGUGGAACACGAACGAUUGGAACAGCAGUUUGAAAAAAAAGAAAAAGAACUACGAAGACAGUAUGAAGAACUACAAAAACGCUUUGAGGAGGAAAGAGCGAAGGACUAUAUGAGCAUUAGUCGAGAAAGCGAGCGUGCGACAUCAGUGGUCGCUGAUGACGUAUUCGAUGCUGCGUUAUCAAUAGGACCUAUGUGCAAACCCCACUGCUGAAUUAAAAUCCUUUUGUGACACAAAUUUAGAAAUAUAAAUCCCCAUAUAUUGAUAUAUGUAUGUUAAAGUUGAUGUUAUUUCCGAAAUUUCGUUGAAAUACCCCUCGGCGUUUCAAAAUUUCUAUGUUCCGGACCAAAAGGAAAAAAAAAUACUACCAAUAUAACAUAUUUAAAAGCGCCAAA